AGCGCUGCUCGGGCAGGCGGGGCCAAGCAAUCGCAAGCCCCAGGUGAUUCCUUCGAUGAGCUGGGGUCGCCCGAGCAUUGUGUGCACUGGACAACCUCGGUCAUCCUUCAAACGUCCCCAGCUCUUUGGAAGGUUCUUGCACGCGCCGCAUCGACGCCGACAGCGCUUUCAGCCAGAAGAGAAACUCGGCGCCACUCGGCUCCAGAGCGUCGGUUCGAGACAGUACUUCGGCCCCCACUUGCGUGCGAAGGGUCUAGAACUGCGGCAGUGGGUCAGCGUUCUGCUAUACGCGCAGCUCACGAAAAACCCCGCGCCAGGUCGGUCGUAGGUGUGUCAAUCCAAGGGGGCUCGAAGCAGUGUCCCCUCAUUCCCAAGCGUGGGGCCAAACUCCAUGAGCUCGCCGCGCACCCCGUGGCCUCUAGCACUGUGAGCAAAGCACCGAUACCACCAGCGAGUUCGCCCAUGGCGUCACCCACCGAGGAGAUGAGUACAGAGGAGACACACCUCGACACGGACGCAUGCUGCGGGCAAAGAACACGGGUCCUUGUGACUCAGCUGCAAGCAGCGCGAGACGAAUGCACAGCGAUGAAGACGGCGCUUCACCAGGCGGUCGCGGCGCAAGCGGCGAUCGUGGCUGCCUCGUGGAUAGCCCAGAGCGAUCUUCGAGACGAGAUGCAGCGUCGCCUUCUCACAGAUCGUCGUCGUGGAGCCGAAGUUGCAACAAAGCACGCGCAGGAGCUCCGAGUACUGCAGCGUGAGCUCAAUCAGGUGGCGGGUGAGCUCGAAGGAGUCCUCGCAAACCACGCGGCGAGUGUCUUCGCGUACAACGAGUUGUUUGCGUCAACUGUCGCCGGCCAUGAGGUCAAGUCGCUUGAGGCUGCUGAGAGCCUCGAGGUGCUUUGGUGCGACGAACAAGACAUGAGCCGCGACGACCGGGCCAAAUAG
This is a messenger RNA of Saprolegnia parasitica CBS 223.65, 945 nucleotides long. RefSeq lists its product as hypothetical. The coding region runs from base 463 to 945 and encodes 160 amino acids. NCBI's taxonomy places the organism in Eukaryota, Oomycota, Saprolegniomycetes, Saprolegniales, Saprolegniaceae. The transcript is spliced from 3 exons. The record is from RefSeq and is a predicted model, not a curated record.